Messenger RNA from Spirometra erinaceieuropaei, 6053 nucleotides. The record is from the annotation of a GenBank genome assembly. Lineage: Eukaryota; Metazoa; Platyhelminthes; Cestoda; Diphyllobothriidea; Diphyllobothriidae.
AUGGACCUCUUCGUCUCCGGCUGUGCUUUCUUCGAACUGACCACCAAUACGGAGAAAACGGUGACCACGUACCAUCUGCCACCGAACGUUGAAUGCAAAUCUCCUCGGAUCACUGUCAGCGGCAACCAACUCCAAACCGUGGACAACUUCGCCUCGCUCAGCACAAACGGCGACGAUGAGGUUACUCGGCCGUUCUGCAGAGACAGCCAAACCUGCGGUCGACUGCAAUCGUCGCCGCCAAAUCCAAAAGGGCCGUUCGCAAGUUUCAGACCCCUCCGAUUCGCAAAAUGGCCACUCAGCCCCACCUAAAGGGUCCACGCUGUCAGUGAACAUUUCGUGCGGGGAUCGGCCUCGUCGCUCAUCUUCGGACUCAAUGCACCAGCCGUCCGACGACUGUAAUUCUUGCCUUCACGGCCGCCCCUGCUCCAACCUCCAUGCCGAACACGUCGGCGCCCACCCUCAACAACUUUGUUUCGAGUCCGAGUGCCGUAUUGUCGUCGACCAUCACCACCUUCAUUAUCUCUGCCGCAGUUGUCGCGGCGACAACUAACACAACCGCCUCUACCACCGACUAAAGCGUUUCUGACGUCCUAACAAACGCCCACACCUUCAUCAUCACCACCCCCACCUGCAGCGAUGUCGACUUGGUCCAUACCUGUCCUUAUUGUAAUCGCAUAUUCACCUCCAACAUCGGUGUGGUCGGUCACUUGCGAAUCCAUCGCACAGGCACUGGCGAACCAGUGCCUGGACCACCAACACACAUUCACCGCAUCCGCCUAAACCGUCAUCUCUGUCCGCGCACAUUCAUCUGCCGCAUGGGUCUUUUCGGUCACAAGCGUGUCUAUGACUGCGGAACACACCGCAGUUCCGAUGCAUCUAGCAUGUCUUGCACACAAUCAUUUUCCCAUCUCCCAGUGCGCUCACCAUCACCAUCAUUGAAACUGACUCUGCAGCUCCCGACCUAUCCUGCCCAUAUUGUCACUGCACGUUUAUCUCACACAUCGACCUGGUUGGUAAUUUACGAGUUCAUCGCACAUAGACUGGCGAAUCAGUGACAACAGACGCACUCGCCUCAUCGCAGAUACGACAUCAUUACACAUUCCCCCACCAACACAUGCAUCAUACAAAAACCCUCAAAAAUUCCACAACACCGGCACCUCCCACGAAACUGAGAAAUGUGUUUUUCGGUUCCUCCUCCACGUAAUUCAUUUGCUGCACGUAUGAUCCGAACAUGAAACUAUCGUGGUCUGCCAAGUGCCGUGGCUUGGAAGGUUGCCAAAUGACGCUUCAACUCAGUCCUCACAUUCAGCCCAGUGUGUGUUUGUGUGGGGUGGCUGGCUGGCUGGUGAUCCCAGAGUCAGACUGCAAUGGCUCCUUCUUACUGUGCCUUUUAUGGCACUAACACCUAGUGGGAGUCGAUCUGGGUGUGGCGGCACGUCUAGGGGGUGGCUCCUGUCACGCCAGUCGUCGCCCUUGUUGUUGUUGGCCAAAACUCUGGUCGGCGCUUGUUUGAGACCAGGGGAUGUGAUGGUACGCCUAGUCGCGCCAACCACCUACGUCCUCUCCCGCUUCCUGUCUUUUUACUUAUGUCUUGAUAUCGGGCCCACAUGGAGAGGAGAGAGUGUGGUAGAUGCUGUGAAGGUCUGGUAUAACUAUAAAAGGAGUCACGCACAUGUCACCGUGCCUGCUUUCAUCCCCCCCUCCCCCCUGUGGAGCACACAGUGAACAUCGCCUGUCACGGCGAUCUAACUUCCAGCUCCUUGUGCAUGAAACUUUGAUGUGUACGUAUUGGGUUCGGGUCGUGUGUGUGUGACAUGCGCAGACGGGCUAUCCUUGGCAGUAUGGCCACACAUGACACACCUUGUACAUCCGCCAACUCUUCCAUCCCCCCCCCCCUUCCUCCAGCGCGACCACCACUAGCAGCAUCCCACCGGCAACCGACACAGCAUCCCCCAGCCUAUCCUGUCAACACUAUCACCACACAUUUACCCCACGCAUCGGCCCGGUCGGUCGCUUGGGAAUUCGCCACAUAGAGACUGGCGAACCAGUGUCUGGAGUACUAACAUAUACCAGACGUCAUCGCCACAGUUGCCCGUAUUAGUCUCCGCAUUCAGCCAUCGUCUGGGCUUACUCAGUCACAUGCAACUCCACGAAAAUCUGCAGUAAAUCACCGCAGACAUGACCAAAUCACCAUACAUUAAUCCAACAACAAAUGCGCCGCACACGAACACCCAGAGAAUCAAACAACGUAGCCUCCCCUCACGUAAGCGGGAAAUGUGCCAUUCGGUUGCUUUAUCCUCACGGCACCUCUGACACACGCUGUAUCUGAGUGGUUCACAUCCUCCGGCGUGUGUGUGGCAUGCGCAGGCGAGGCGUUCUCAGCUCUGUCAUCCACCUUUCCCAAUCUCAGCAUCAGUUGGUUGAUCGGCUCGGGCAAUCGUCUAGCGCAGGGAAUAAAGUAGAAUGAUCGAGAUCGACUUUCAGCGAACAAUUCCUCACUAUGAACAAUCUGACACUCUUCAAACUAUCACAGUCUGUUAAAAACCGUGGCUUGAAGGCUGCUAGCUGACGCUUCAACCCACACCACGCAGUCGCCCCAGUUGAGUGUUUGUAUGUUGAGUUGUCGACUGGUCGAUUGAGGGUCAAAGCGUAAUGGCACCUUCUUACUGGCACUCUCAUACAUGUGGCAACCAAUCCGCCUAGGUUCGGCUUCGGCCGUGCCGGCCUCCAAUCUCUGUUGCUACUGGCUAAAAACAUGGUUAUUUGUUGUGUGUACCAGAGAGUGUGAUGGAACGCCAAGGUGUGGGUUCAACCGUGCCUCCACCUGCGGCCUCCCUCGUCUGCGGUCUUCUUGACUCUGUCUUGACACCGGGCUCAGGUGGGGAAGGAGGAGACAGUGUGGUAGAUGUUGCGCAAGUCUGCUGACACUAUAAACCCCUGCGCAAGUCACCGUCCCUGCUCCCACCAUCUGCUGUGGGGCAUACGGUGGACACCGUCGGAUGCGACGUCGUCAUUCUCAAUUCUACCACUCAUCUCGAUUAUAUCUGAGUAAAGUCUUAUGUCAGCCUCUCCUGGCAGGCUAAGUAAUGUGGGUUGCGAAACCAGUGAUCAAAAUCUACUGUUUCGCAUCGAACUUUUCCAAAACACAGUUGCAAUGAACGGGCUGCGGUUACACGAGUGUGAACAGUGCUUGGGACGCUUUAGGCAGUAGUCUUGUAGUAAACACGGGAACUUCGUUCGGUGAAAUAUCGAAAGCCCGUGGAGCAUCCAAAAACAGCCAGGGAAAAAUCCAAACGCGGAGGCAGACAUGUUAAGACCCGUUUUGCACAAUAUGUUGAAGAAUACGUCUGCGUUUGCAAGCCGGAAAAUGGGAGUCAUUUACGAGACAUACUUUUAUUACGAUUCUCAUUUUCUGCACCCUAGACUAUGGAAAAAUAAAUGGACAAGAUUACUUAGCACAAACGUCUUCCUUCUUUAUGGCAAAAGUAAUUGCAGACCGCGCUGGAUCUUCAUCAAAACACUUCACAAGGAUGAGAACAAGGGAGACGUAUUUAAGUGUAAAUAUUGAAGAGUAGGCAUCCCAAGAAAUAUAACUCUAAGUCAAAUAUGUUUUUUACAGAAAAGUAACGAGCCCUAUUUUGUUGAUUUCUAACGCCGAUUCCCUGGGUCGUCGUCAGACGUAAAACAAAUGAGGAGAACAGUAAAAAUCAAUGUUUGUUUGACGUCUGCACCAAUAAGCGGUCGCAGUGUUCCAACAUCCUGUCUCGAUUGGUCGAUGUCUCCCGCAUUGCUCCCUAAGAUUUCUGAGCACGGAAUUCAAGUCAGCAUGCCGAUUGAUGCACGACUCGCCCGAGUGCACAGUCUUGAGGAAAUUUCGGCCUUUCUUGGCAGACCACGACAUUGCGAGUUUUGUCCUAAGUGAGGGUGUACCCCGUAUCUACAGUAUGCACGUCCGCUUAAGCCAAGUGCUCUCGCUACUUUACUGUCAAUUGCUGUUCUUGGAUGCGUGUAAAGGCGGAUUUUGAAGUUUGACCACAAGACACUGCAUCACCUGGGAUUUCACGGACGAAUUCCGUAUCCAGAUAGCUAACCGUAUUCUUAGGGUUACAAGCUGAGUGCUGAGUGUAACCGUCGCCUUGUGUUCCGCUUGUAUUGUGUGUUUCCUCGGGUGUCUUUCAACGAGCUCAGACGCGUUAUCAGUAUAUCGAAAGGCACCUUGGAAUAGUUUGUACGCCAAUACAUAUUGCAAACUAAACAGAACCAAAUACCUGGCGAAUUCUUUCUUAUAUUGAACAUAUGUCUGAACUUCUAGGAAGACAUUUAAAGAAACACCAAAUAUAAGUGGAGCACAAACCGACGACAACAUUGCGCACUUAACUUAAACACGCCAAGGAUAGGGUUGGCUAUUUAGAUAGAAAGGAGCUCGUCUACGAGGGCCCAUGCGGAGCCUGCGAUGAAGUUUACUGUGGUCAAGCGGGAAAAUCCGCCUCUCCACGCAUUUAUGUACACCAAUUGGCAGAAAGGAGGCGAAGCUACCCGUCCCAAGUGGUCCUGCAUUCUCUGAACACUGGAUGCGCCUUCGUCUGGGACAAAACUCGCAUUUUCGGUGUCUGUUUCUCCAAGAAGGGCCGAGAUUUCUUCAAGGCCAUGCACUCAGAUUAAUCAUGCAUCAACCGGCAUAUCAAGCUGGAUGCCCCGUACAAAAGUCUGUGAGAAAUGAAUGGGACAAGCGCCAGUCAGAACGGACUGACGCAAGUGACGGCCGCAUAAUUGCGUAAACGCCAAGGUAUUCGGAUCGUGGCUGCAUAUGAAUGUGAUGAUGGUCCUUACCAGGCACCUCCGUCGAGGCUUUUAAGCGGAAGUUGGACCAGUAUACCACCAAACAUCAUAAUGUCAUCUGACCGAUAGCGUCUUAGUGUUCCAUGCCAACAGUUUAUUAUUGUUAUAAUAUUACUGAUUAUAUACCAGUAACGUUUGUGUUUACUGUAUAAUUAUCCCAAGUGCAUUGAAUGUUAAUGUAGGUUCCGAUUAAUCUCCCUCAGAAACUGAGAUUGCACAAAUAUCCUACAGCACAAUUAUGCAUAGACUGACUACUGCACAACACAUUUAGUAAUGUUAACAAUUCGUCUAUCUGACCGGUCUCGAAAAAAUUCUACGGCUGUUUGAAGUCCCCAUUUCCAAAUUUUUGAUUUAAUUUGCUUCCAUGUGACAAAGAUGGAGUUCAAAGGUUGAACACGUACGUUUCCUUCCGAUAAACUAAACUGAACUAAAGAACCUUGAUGUCCACGCCAGUGUGACCAACACCGCCUAGGGUACAAAUCCUGCUACUACAACCUAAAAUACGUCAGUCUGUCCUCAUUCCGGCGACCAUUUGCAACUAAGCUCGCACUCGAUUAUCAGACGUCGAUUAUCAUAGCACCCUUAACCCAAACGUCCCAUUUAGAGCUUUGGCUUCGCAAGCGUCCGAGCACACAAACGUCCGUGAACAGUUCUGAGUUUGGUUCUGGAAAUCAACAUUUUCGUCCUGCCAUACAUCACUGAAAGAAGCAAUAUCCCUGGGUUGUCUUUCCGCACGUCAAGACGAGGACAUGGCCGGAACUACCACCUUCAUUCGACGUGACUUUUCCCAAUUCACGGAGAUUCGCAAUCAGUGGGACUGUGUGAUCACGUAUUCGAGGUAAUUCCACAACAGCCUUGUUGUUUAUAUGCUCUACUCCAGGUAGAUGGAAGAACUCACUUUGCACACAAAGUUGUUCUUACUGCAUAAGUACCUUAUUUUGAGAAAAUGUUGUUUGGCAGCGACUACGACGACAAAGACACCGCAAGCCUACCGCCUUCUUCCCCUAAUUCAGUCAAUAGAGACUUUCGAGGCUCUUAUUGCCUUUGUCUACUACGGUCUCAAGUCCGAAGCAAGCGCUGUGGUAACCGAGGGCUUCCUACAGUCGAAGGUUAGUUACGUCCACCUGGAUGCUUUGUUGCAGCAGCGGCAAACGUUUUCGACCCUUCGUCUUUACAUCCUUUUCGUCGUUGGUUGCCUCUGCCACUUUAUUUGA